AUGCCGAUUUACUACGUUGCGUUUUUCCUGGUUUUGGAAACUGCGCAUAUCUGGACAACUCUUUCAGGAAAAAUACUCUUUGUGAACGUAUCCGGAAUCAGCUCCAUAAUUGCUUUUAAUGCGUAUAUAACCAAACAUUUAAAUUUACAACGAAACACCCCUGUCGAUGUUGUAUAUGAUGGUGUUUAUUACAACUUUGGAAAUGCGUACAAUCCUCAUAGUGGCUUUUUCACAGCGCCAUCUGAGGGACUGUAUGUAUUUACUUGGACAAGUCUCGUUUAUGGGGGGAAAAUCUUUGAUGCUCAAAUUCUUGUAAAUGGAGUCAAUAAAGGAUACGGAAACUGUAACAAUGAAGCCAAUCCAAGUUACGCAAAUUGUGCUAAUACAGUACCUUUGGUUCUGAAAGCCGGAGACAAAGUAAACAUAAGGACUACAAAUGCAAAUAGUUUGCAUAAAAGAUGGUCUAGUUUUAAGGGAUGGAGAGUGAAAUAA
Molecule: messenger RNA, 492 nt
Organism: Saccostrea echinata
Lineage: Eukaryota; Metazoa; Mollusca; Bivalvia; Ostreida; Ostreidae
Product: complement C1q-like protein 3
Exons: 3
Coding region: 1-492 (163 amino acids)
Molecular function (GO): protein binding
Source: RefSeq, a predicted model, not a curated record